This is a messenger RNA of Lytechinus pictus (painted urchin), 5983 nucleotides long. RefSeq names its product G-protein coupled receptor 54-like. The transcript has 4 exons. Gene Ontology annotation, molecular function: G protein-coupled receptor activity. The record is from RefSeq and is a predicted model, not a curated record. NCBI's taxonomy places the organism in Eukaryota, Metazoa, Echinodermata, Echinoidea, Temnopleuroida, Toxopneustidae. Gene Ontology annotation, cellular component: plasma membrane. Gene Ontology annotation, biological process: G protein-coupled receptor signaling pathway. Bases 3 to 1178 code for a protein of 391 amino acids.
CGAUGAUGACGACUACGCCACCUCUUGGUGUGAACGUGACUUUCCCAUACAUCAACGAUGAGAUGGUAUCGGGGACGGCGGGACCGGAUGACGAGGACGGAACGCCGACCGUCACCCUUACCAACUGGCUUGUGCCUUUGCUCUUCGGCAUCAUCACCGUUGUCGGCGUCAGCGGCAAUGCCAUCGUGUGUUACGUCAUAUCCGGUCAUGUUCAGAUGAGAACUGCAACGAAUUACUACAUAAUGAACUUAGCUAUCACGGACAUUGCGUUUUUAGUAUGCUGUGCACCGUUCACAGCGGCUGUUUAUGCAACGAAUAACUGGAUCUUUGGAAGAUUUAUAUGCAAAUUCGUCAUGUACAUGAUGCAGGUAACAGCUCAAGCUACUUGUAUGACAUUAACAGCCAUGAGCAUCGACAGAUACCAAGCAAUAAUGCGCCCUCUACGUUCACUAGGGACAAGAACCCAAUCGGGAGUGCUCGUUGUCAGUGGUUGUAUAUGGGGAAUUUCAGCAUUAAUUGCAAUUCCGAUUGCGGUGUAUUUUGACGUCAAACAGUUCGAGUUCGGACCAGUUUGCUACGAGGACUGGCCGUACAAACAAUACAUGUAUCCAGCCUAUGGUCUUUUCACCGUCAUAUUUCUCUACGUCAUUCCCCUAGUCAUCAUCGUAGUAUGUUAUGUGUCCAUGCUAAGAACCCUCUGGAGAACAGCCCUACCAGGCGAAGAAGAGGCCAGUCAAAGUCAGAAUCAUCGUCGAAAUCAUAAACAGAAGCGGCGGGUAACGCUGAUGGUGUUGAGCGUCGUCAUCGUGUUCGCCGUCUGUUGGUUUCCCAUCUACGUGGUCAACCUCUGGUUUCGCUUCGAUCGCAACUUUCCCCAGACCAACUUCAUGUACGGAGUCAAAGUCUUCGCGCACCUCCUAACCUACGCGAACUCUUGCGUUAACCCGUUCGUGUAUUCCUUCAUGGGCCGGAACUUUCAGCGCUAUUUUCGGAAGGAAUGCUCGUGCUGUUACUCGUGCCGCUGUUACUCGCGGCGGUAUCGGCAAAGCGGUGGUCGUAAGGUGAUGACGGAGGAUCGCGCGAUGGCGCAUUUUAAGUCGGGACAUUCCACAGGGAACACGCACUCGACGGUAGCAUUGCCUUUGUUCUCACGAAGCUCCAGGAGCUCACAAUCAUGAUCACAGUCAUGCGAUGACUAAAGAACAGGAGACAAUAUAUUUCUCUUUCUAUUUUGCAUAUUUAUUGUUAGUGUUAGUCACGAUUGUGACCACAGAGUCAACAUGGCACACUGAUUAUUAUAGUGCCUCAAUUUAUCAUGAAACUGUUUUGAGAAGAUGUUUACGAAAGUUGCGUAAUGAACGGACAUGUAUAUAAAAAUACAAAUGUUUUAUAUUUAUGGAUAUCAAAAUGUUUAUAUUUAUUAUUGUUUUCAGGGUUAUAUCAUCGUCGGGAACAAUAAUUGUCAACACCACUAUAUUCGUUUGUGUUGAUAUUAGCGAUCGGAUUUGAGUGUAAAGUUUGUCGAAUUCUGAAGAGGUUGUUGUUUUAGUGCAAUUUUUAGUGAAAACCUAUACUCCUUAGGUACUAUCAAGUGUCCAUCCUAUACACGGAAAAUUUGUCAAAAUCAAUUGACACACAUUCUAAGCUAGAUUAGACAAUAAGUCUCAGGAUAAGAAAUUUAACAAUUUGAGCACACACAAAAAUCAAGAACCCAAAAUAUUACAUUAUAACAUGCCGCUUUUUUAAUGAUAUAAUUCUGAUAAUUAUUAUUCACAUCAUAGGUUGUGGCUGAUAUCCUAACUUAAGGUAAAUUGGUUCUGAAUGCCUACUAAAUGCGUGGCAUCAGCGUCUAGUUUCAUUUAACUCGAUAUAGCAUGAUAACAAUCUAACAACGUCAUUAAAUCGUUAUUGAAUAAAGAAAUUAGUAGAAAUUUUCCGACUGUCAUUGGGCGUGUUAAUUUCAAUGCCUCUAAGAAUUAGUGAAUGCUGUAAGGAUGGUAAGGUCUGUGCACUAUCUCGUUAGCAAGGCGUACUAUGACUACAAUUUCCGUCGUCCUUAUAGGGUAUAUGAUACAAAUUUUCCAAGAUCGUAGGAACAUAGUUCUUAAAUACAUCGUAGGGGCAUCGUACGAUCAACGAAUUGGCAUCUGGGUACCGUUGCAUAAAAGUCACUAUCAUGGUAACUUUGCUAUCGCAUGGUAGUGACCAUAGGAUGACAAAGUUACCAUAGUUGUAACUUUUAUGCAACGGGGCCAAGGUGUCAAUCUCAAGGGUCAAUUAACCAAACCGGAAUCACUCCCUUAAAAUACUAACGUUAAACACGACAGCUUUCUGUGGAAAUAAUUAAGAUCAAUCAAGCAAUUUAAUUGGAUUACUAUGCCAUGAGAUGUUUAUAUGCUCAAAAUUUAUUUGUAAAUAUACUCCUGUGAAUUUAACAUUAAUGUACAUUAUUUCAAACAUUUUGUAAGAAAACAAUUUGUACGUUCGGUACAGUUUAUGGAACAUGGAUGUCUAUAGAUGCAAUUUUCAAAGAUCUUUUAGGUGGAGUGAUGUGUAGUUUAUUGAUUUUGAACGACAAUGAGUACCAUGCAUUAUUGAUUAGUAUGUACAUUUUAUAAUCUGAAUAGUACUUACCACCCUUAUUCACUGAAUAAUGUACACUAUAUCAAAUUUUGUAAUAUCACUUAAAUGUAUCACAUAUUUACACAUGCUACAUGUAGAUGAAUCAACGAGACCGUAGUCGAUAUCAUUGGACGGUAUUACCAUUCAUGUAUUUCCGACUUAACAUUCUUAUUGUGCCUUUCAGUGUUUACUUUCUGUUCGGGUUUUCCCUUCUAAAGCAAAAUAGCAUUUACAAAAUUUUGAAUGUACUACUUGCAUCCAUUUAUUGAAGAGGCAACUGAGAGAAAGCUCUAAAUUCUGCGAACGAGCCUGAAACCACCACUUCUACGAUAACGUCACCGCGGCGCGCCGACGACGAACGCGAGUAUUUCAAUUACAAUUAUAACUAUAAAACUAUUACUUCCACCACUGUUACUACUACGACUGCUACUGCUACUCUGCCACUGCUAUUAUUAAUAUUACUACUACUAAUACUACUAAUACUACUACUACUACUACUCCUACAAUUACUACUACUACUACUACUACUAUUGAUACUGCUGUUGUUGCUGCUGCUACUACUACUACUACUACCAUGACUACUACUACUAUAAUUAUUAUUACCUAUUACUAUUUAUACUACUUAUACUACUAUUACUGCUACUCCUACUACCAUGACUACUACUACAACUACUAUUACUAUUUUUACUACUACUAGUAGUACUACUAGUACUAAUACUAGUACUACUACUACUAAUACCACGAAUACUACUACUUCUAUUACUAUUUAUAUUACUACUAUACUACUUUUACUUCUACUACUACUACUACUUCUACUAUUACUCCCUUUAAUAUCACUGCUUCUAUUAAUAAUACUAUAUACUGCUAUUACUACUACAACGGCUACAUGCUGCUACCAUGACUGCUGAUAUAUUUUACCAUUAUAUUAUCCUUAUAAUACAACCACCAAUACCAGCACCACUAUUCGUAGUACUGCGUGCGCUACUAGUUCUACUUCUACUACUACCCCUCGUACUACUGCUAUUACUAAUUAUGUUCCUAUUUAACCUACUACUACUGCUGCUGCUACUACCUCUACUACUUGUCUUCUACUACUACUUCUACUACUACUACUACGAUCACUAAAAUUACUACACUACUACUGCUCUUUGCACUGCUACUACUACUACUUCUCGUCUUCUACUACUACUACUACUACUACUACUAUCACUAAAGUUACUACACUACUACUGCUCUUUGCAUUGGUAAAAUCUAUGCUAUUACUUCCAAAGCAUCUCAAUUCUAUUACUACUUCUAUCACAUCUACUACUAUGAUUUACUCUAUUAAACUACUUGUCUAUACCAUUACUACUACUAUUAUACACCUAAUACUACUGUAUACUACCGCCAUAAAUAAACUGAUACUACCACUUCUACCUUUUACUACUGUUGCUGCUGCUACACUUCUGCUACAUCAGCAUCUACUAUUCUAUUGAUAUUACUACUACUUCUACUACUAAUACUACUGUUACCAGCUCUACUAAAACUACCAAGAUCACCAUACCACUAUACCUAAACUUCCUCUAUUAACUAAUUCCAUUCUUCAAUUACAGCAUUACCGACGAUAGUAAUUCUACUUCUACCCCUCACAUCUUUAUACUAGUACUACUUACUACUACUCUCUUACAUUACUACUGCUGCUGCUACUAUUACUACUACUACUACUACUAUUACUACACUACUUUUACUACUAUUUUUACACUACUUGCCGCGGUUACUAAAACUACUCGUAUUAUAAUACCUACUACUGACUACUACUACCACCACCACUAUAUACUACUUCUACUACUACGUCUUCUACUACUACUACUUCUUCUUCAUCAUCUACUACUACUACUACUUCUUUUCUAGUCCUUCCUGUACUAAUACUACGUCUACUACCAAAUUGUACUAAUAUACUAUAACUACUACUAUUACUAGUACCACUAUACACCCUCUUUAUAAUUUUUACAUCUGUCACCACCACCACCAUUACUGAUAUUACUUUUGUUUUACUACAACUACCACUCACAGCUGCUACUAGAAGGUCUUCUUCAACUCCUACUACAUGAUACUGUUACUUCUGCUCUUGCUACCCCUUCCUCCUCAUCAUCUCACUUUUAGUACUACUUCAAUCAGUACUACUACCACCAUCACCACCACUUCUGAUCUUGCUUUGUAUUUCACUAAACGUAUUACCUGGGUAUAUUAUUUUUGUGAUUACAAGUUAGUGAUCAGACAAUAAGGUAGAUAUUUGUGCUAUUGGUAAUUCAAAAUACGCUUGCAACAGCAACUAUUACUACUACUACUUAUUCUAAUUCUACUACUGCAAUGAUUAUUACUACUUCUGCUACUACUACUGCUGCUGCUGCGUAUACGUCUGAUGCUGCUUCUACUUUUUUUCUAAUAUUGUUUCUAGUAUAACUUUACAACGGCUACUUAUACCACUAUUCUACUACUACUACUACUAAUUCUACUGCCACUUUUACUACUAUUUUACUACUGUAGCUUCUGCUACUAUUUUAUGACGACGACUACUAUUUCUACUACUACUACUGCUACUACUUCUACUAUACCAUACUACACUAUACUAUACUAUCACUAAUAUUAUUCCCAAUUCUACUACUAUUACUACUUAUACUACUAAUACUAUAGUGUUACUAUUACUUCGUCAUCUUCUUCUUCUUCUACCACUUCUACCUCCACCAACACCACCCUAACCGCCACAAUCGAUUAUACUACUUUUUAUACAUAUAUUGUCACUACCACUAUUUCUGGCGUUACUUUACCAGUUGCCACCACUAAAUAAAUAAUUACAGCUUCUACAUGUAUCUUUCGAUCCUAUCAAUCAAAGCAUUCAGCCCAAGAGGAAAAUAUGGCAUGAAUUAGAAUCUUCUGAUUGAAAGAUUAAAAGACGAGUGUCAGACCAACACAUUGCCUGCUGUUAUUUUUACUACUGCUACGUGUCCAAAUACAAUUCGGGUGGUACGUGCAAAAAUAUUUUUGUCGUUAUUUUAGCUCCCUGCGUCAUAUACUAGUUUUAGCCAUAAGAAAGUAUUUUGUUUUAAAAUGUAUUUCAAUCUGAUAUUGCAUGAUUAUGUAUAACUAUCAUAAACCAGUUGUGUCAACAUAAUUUAUUGAAUGAUUGCUAUAUCCGGACUAAGCAUACUUAUAUAUCAAUAUUAUCAUACGGUUUAUACGUGAUAGAAAGUUUAUAUGCUAUAUUGUUUUGUUUUAUUUUGUACAAAUACCUACUAGACAGCAAACUUAUUGAGGGAUUUUGUGUUUUCCUGUUAUUUCCUGUUAUUUAUCUAUGAUUAAAUUAUAAUAAAACAAACAUUAA